Serendipita indica DSM 11827 is the source of this 387-nucleotide messenger RNA. The record is from the annotation of a GenBank genome assembly. NCBI's taxonomy places the organism in Eukaryota, Fungi, Basidiomycota, Agaricomycetes, Sebacinales, Serendipitaceae.
AUGGCUCUCCCACCCACUGCGGACUCUCGUAUGGCCAUCCCAGCUGAAUACUGCACGACCAACAGCACCAAUGAUCGAGCUUCUUUGACGCCCACGCCUGCUGCUACGUUGGGUCGUGCCAUGGGUGCAUCUGCGGGUACUGUUCAGGAGGAAAAGGAGUCCCGGAGGAGUAGCUUCGGCGAGGCGCAGCGUCAUACACACGGCUCAUCUUCGCGACGCGGUGGCAAGGUUAGAAUUACGUUGGGGAUUAGUAUGAAGCAAGGCGCGUUGAAGUGCUUGCCCGAGGCUUUCAAAGAGUUUGCGAGUGGCGUCGAAGACCAGAGUCUUCGCCGUUCUGCGAGAACAAAGGAGCAGUGGAAGCCAGCUCCUCACGAAAAGAAGUAUUAA